CCGGCGCAGAGACGUGUGUUUACAUGCGGUUUCGGCAAGUUAACCGGACAGUUAGUGGGUCGAUACCGAGUCAGAAACAUUAACGUAACACCAGUGAGACAAUCAGCGGGUUUCAGCUGCCGGGGUUCAUCUUCAUUACGGACAGAAGAGGAAACGUUGACGAUGUCUCUGCCGGUUGAUGCCAAUGCUAAUGCUAACGUGGAGCAGAAGGUUGUGCAGUAUGAAAACUUCAUCAAUGAUGUUCUGAGAAGAGAUUUACAGAAGGUGCUGGAGCAGAGAGACUUGGUUUAUGAGAAGAUCUCUCAGUACCUGCAGCUGAAAAACACCAUACAGAGCCUGCAGGAGUCGGGCUCUCAGCAGCUGAAGACAGAUGUAGAUCUGGGCUGUAACUUCUACGUCCAGGCUGAAGUGGAGGACUCGUCCAGGAUCUUUGUGGCGGUCGGUUAUGGUUUCUUCGUGGAGAUGAAUCAUGACGAAGCUCUGCGCUUCAUCGAGAAGAAGACGAAUCAGCUCACAGCCUUCACGGAGCAGCUCACCAAAGACUCUGCCAAAAUAAAAGCCAACAUCCGCAUGGUGCUUGAGGGCCUGAGGGAGCUGCAGGGACUGACUGACCUCCCAGACAGCAGAGGAAGAGACGUUUUGUAAACUGUUCCACUUGUUGGCCGACUGCAGGACGACCACAGAACCGUUUUAAAUACUCAGCCUGGUCACUGCUGGAUGACCACAGGACAGUUUUAAAUACUCGACCUGGUCACUGCAGCAUCAGGGCUCAGCAAGGAUGCUUCAGGAUCUGGUCUGUAACAGACAUGGACUUUCAGCAGAAAGACUAAAGCCUCCCCAGUGGGUCACUGCAGACCUGAAAGGGGGGCUGAAACCAGAAGAACAGAGGCUGUUACAGCAGAACAUGCUGCAGCUGUCCACAUACUUUUGGACUUGUACUCUGAGCUGUAAUUAUUAGUUUGUUUCCAGCUUCAAUAAAAAGUGAACAGAUGUUCAACAGAACUGUGAAAUAAGAUGCUGACUGUUGAACCAGGAGUAAUAAAGUUGUAGUAAUGAAAACAUGAGCAAUCAGAGAUGCUCAGUCAACAACACAGAGCGUGUUGCCAUGGAAACUGGAUGCUAAAUAGAGGCAGUGGCGUAAGAAGCUGAGAGAUGACUCUUGAAAUAGACUCACACACAGAAACGCCUCCUGAGCUCAAUUUGGUUCUCAGCUGAAUGUUCAUGAAGAGAAACAUGACUGAGUGAAUGAGUGGAGCUGAUUCACUGACACAGUUUAAACUGGUCUGAGUCCUGUCAGCAGGUUAGCCCUGUUAACAUUUUUCUCACCUAAUUACAUAUUAGAUAUCAACAAAUUAAUUUCACUGUUAGUAAGCUGAUAUGGUUCACAUAUUUUACUAAUAAUUGUUCAGAUUUUUCACAAGUAUUUUUUCAAGUAUAUAGCUAAUAUUUUAUAUCUUAACACACAUACAGUAUGUUUCU
Molecule: messenger RNA, 1479 nt
Organism: Seriola dumerili (greater amberjack)
Lineage: Eukaryota; Metazoa; Chordata; Actinopteri; Carangiformes; Carangidae
Gene: uxt
Product: ubiquitously expressed prefoldin like chaperone
Exons: 6
Coding region: 163-645 (160 amino acids)
Biological process (GO): negative regulation of transcription by RNA polymerase II
Molecular function (GO): transcription corepressor activity
Source: RefSeq, a predicted model, not a curated record